GUCAGACGGGAGAGGUCCAGACACUGGUGGGAAGAGGGCUUGGGACAGCUCCUGGAAGGAUGAAAAAAGGCGCUGUCCUCGGGAUCUGUGACAGAGCGUGGCCACCCCUGUGCUCCUGCAUCACCGCGAAGCUCCAGGAGGGAGGGCGGAGGGCUGUAAUCGAAGUACAAGAUGGCAAAAACCAGCCAUAGCAACUAUGUCCUUCAGCAGCUAAACAAGCAAAGAGAGUGGGGCUUUCUGUGCGACUGCUGCAUCGCUAUCGAUGAUAUUUAUUUUCAAGCACAUAAAGCAGUCCUUGCUGCCUGCAGCGCCUAUUUUAGGAUGUUUUUUAUGAACCAUCAAAACACUACAGCCCAGCUGAAUCUAAGCAACAUGAAGAUUAGCGCUGAAUGCUUUGAUCUUAUUUUACAGUUCAUGUAUUUAGGAAAAAUUAUGACAGCCCCUGCCAAUUUUGAGCAAUUUAAAGUGGCCAUGAACUAUUUACAGCUGUAUAACGUACCUGAGUGUCUAGAAGAUAUACAGGAUACAGACUCAUCUAGUUUAAAAUGUUCAUCUCCUGCUUCUAGCACCCAGCCUAGUAAAAUGAUAUUUGGUGUGAGAAUGUAUGAAGACGCGCUUGCUAGAAAUGGCAGCGAAGCAAAUAGGUGGGGCAUGGAGCCACCAAGUUCAACAGUAAAUACAUCCCAUAACAAAGAGCCUGAGGAAGAAACUUUGCACCUCAACAGCUUCCCCGAGCAACUGUUUGAUGUCUGCAAAAAAAGCACCACGUCCAAAUUCUCCCACACGAAAGAGCGCGUGUCACACUCGCGCCGGUUUGGAAGGAGCUUCACCUGCGACAGCUGCGGGUUUAGUUUUAGCUGUGAAAAGCUACUGGAUGAGCACGUGUUAACAUGCACCAACAGGCAUUCCUACCAAAGUGCCAGGUACUACAGUGCUGAGAAAAUAGACUUUAGUGAAAAGAACUCUGCUUCUAAAAUGAUCUCCACACAAACAGAAAAAUACAAGGGGGACUCCAACCACGCUGUGGACGAUUCGUCGUCUCCCGUGUCAAACAUCACGAGCAGAAAAAGCAGCACGGUUGCCUCUGAGACACCAGGUGAAGAAGGAAGUAGAGCCUCUGAGAGGAAGAGGAUUAUCAUCAAGGUGGAGCCAGAGGACAAUCCUACAGAUGAGCUGAAGGAUUUUAAUAUUAUCAAGGUGGCAGAUAAAGAUUGCAAUGAGUCUUCUGACAAUGACGACCUAGAUGAUGAACAGGAAGAGCCGCUUUACAGAUACUACGUCGAGGAAGAGAUGAGAGAGAAGAGAAAUGCUCGGAAGACUCUAAAGCCUCGUUUAUCUAUGGAUGAGGAUGAAAGAAAGUGUUUGAAAAGUCCACGGCACCUUAACAGCAAGGCUCCUUCAGUGCAGGAAGAUGUGGAGAAUGCUCCCUGUGAACUUUGUGGGCUAACAAUCACUGAGGAAGAUUUGUCCUCUCAUUAUUUAUCCAAACACAUAGAAAGUAUAUGUGCUUGUGGCAAGUGUGGUCAAAUACUGGUCAAAGGCAAGCAGCUACAGGAUCAUGCACAGACCUGUGGCGAACCCCAGGAUCUGACCAUGAACGGGAUCAGAAAUUCUGAGGAGAAAAUGGACUUGGAAGAAAACCCCGAGGAGCAGUCAGAAAUAAGGGACAUGAUGUUUGCAGAGAUGCUAGAGGACUUCAGGGACAGUCACUUCCAAAUGAACAGCCUCCAAAAAAACCAGUUAUACAAGCAUUCUGCCUGUCCUUUCCGAUGCCCUAAUUGCGGCCAGCGUUUUGAUACUGAAAACCUAGUGGUUGAACAUAUGUCCAACUGCCUGGAGCAAGAUCUGUUCAAGAACUCCAUGUUGGAAGAGAACGAGAGGGAUCACAGACGUAAGCAUUUCUGCAACCUUUGCGGGAAAGGAUUUUACCAGCGUUGCCACUUGCGGGAACACUAUACCGUUCAUACCAAGGAAAAACAGUUUGUUUGUCAGACAUGUGGGAAGCAGUUCUUAAGAGAGCGCCAGUUGCGGCUCCACAAUGAUAUGCACAAAGGCAUGGCCAGUAGUGAAAUAGGGACUUCUAAGCUUCUGAACAACUGAGAGAACCAGAUUUGGAGAAGACAUGAGGAAGAACUGGUCGGCAAAAGAUUUCAUAAAAACUCAGAACCUCGUGUGCCAGAUCUGAAUUGGCACCACCUUUGCUUUUUUGACAUACUGCAGCAGUCGCAAAAGGCACCAAAGCAGUCAAAUUAGAACAUGCAGUAAAAGUUGUUUUGGACUCUUCUAUGUAUUAUAAAUCUUACUUCCUUGUGACUAUGACUUACAGCUGUAAAAAACAAAUUCAAAGUCUUUCAUGGAGCAGACAGCCAAAAGAGGCAGAUGCCAGGUGUUAAGGGCUGCACUGAAAUGAAUUUGCAAAAUUUCUAUUCACAUGCUGGAGUGCUCCUUUUCUGAAAUGAGGCUUUCUUAGAGUUGCUGUCAAAAACUGUGUAGAUUUUUUAGUUCAAACAUUACAGCAUUACAAGUGUAUACUCAUGCACAAUGCUAAACUAUCAAGUGUUUAAAAAGAAAAGAAAAGAAAAAAAAAAAGAAAGAAAAAAAAAAAAAAAAAGUAAGAGGUGCAAAAAAAUCUUAAAAACUGAGGACAGAGGGUCCCUGAGGAAGGACAGGAUGGUGAGAGAGAUCCAGCUGACUUGAUUUCCCCUGCUGCCAGGAUCAUCAUUUGCAAGCUGAAGAGGACCUUCCAUGGAGCACAGUGCUUGUAUGUGGAGAGUAAAGAAAUAGUGCUCUGGUCUUUUAAAAAGAAUGGUGAAAAUUUUUUAUCAACAAGGAGAUGAGUAAAUGUGAAAUAAUCUUCACAGGGCACAGGGUGCACCUUGUUCUGGAGCUAAGCCUUGCAAAAGCUGGCGUGAAGAAGAGAAUCAGGUGUUCAUGUUCAGAUUUGAACAUUUUAGGAAUACUAAUGUUUCCAGCUAAAUUAAUUGGAGGGGGGGAACCCUAACCAAAAAAGCAGUAAGACAGUAAAUGUUCCAAAUUAGGGCAAGCAUGAAUUAUAAAAAUAUUAAUUUCUUUUGCUUCCCUCAGACAACAGUGGAUCAAAUUAAGACAUGUAAGCAGACUAAACAUGCUGAUUAUAUUCUGCUGUAGUUACGUAUCUUACUAAUUCUACUCAUGAUAUAAAAGGAUGUUUCAUUGUUCACUAUAACUGUUAUCUCAAGAAGAGUCUGUCUAUAAUUUUAUUUAUAAUUGGCAUCAUUUUCAUUACUGUUGUUACGAAGUGUGUACAAUAUUGUCUGUAUUGCAGCUUGUAUAGGGCAUGUGUCUUCUGUGCUUGCUUUACUCUUUUUGAGUUUAUAAAGUUACUAUACAAAUGCAAGAAAAGAUGUUCAGAUAUCUUUGAAUGUGGUUGCUUAAUCUAAUUACGUAGCCCCCCAAUGUUUCAGCAUAUAGAUGUUGAAGGUAUCAGCUCUAUUAACACAUAACACCUUAAACAUUAAUGCAAGUAUUUUAAAAGCCUCCAGUACAGCACUGGAAUGCUGACAAUUCAGUCCCAGUGGCUGUAUGGAGCAAAGGGGAGGAUAAUGAAUACCUGGGCAAAGCCAGAUACCACUGGGGACUCUGCAGGGAGAAGGCACAAAAUAUCUAAGAGCAAAUGGGAUGUCCUUUCUAUAGAACACAUGAAGGACCUUAAGAGUAGGGCCACCACAAAGCAGAGGAGAGAAGGGAAUACAUUUAUAGCAUCGCCUUCAACAGUAUACAAAGUGUAGGACAUCUAGAACAGGCUGUGACUGUUCUGUAACUCAGCAAUUACUUCCAAUCUAUGUAGAGUAUCAGUAAAGACAUUCCAGGUUAGUUAUCAUCAUCUUUAAAGCUUACUCUGUGCUUUGCGACAGUAUCUUUAAUAAAAUGCUCUUACAAA
This is a messenger RNA of Hirundo rustica (Barn swallow), 3919 nucleotides long. It is a transcript of the gene ZBTB1, whose product is annotated as zinc finger and BTB domain containing 1. The transcript has 3 exons. The coding region runs from base 172 to 2100 and encodes 642 amino acids. Gene Ontology annotation, biological process: regulation of immune system process; negative regulation of transcription by RNA polymerase II; regulation of cytokine production. Gene Ontology annotation, molecular function: protein binding. The record is from RefSeq and is a predicted model, not a curated record. NCBI's taxonomy places the organism in Eukaryota, Metazoa, Chordata, Aves, Passeriformes, Hirundinidae.